Polyodon spathula (Mississippi paddlefish) is the source of this 2859-nucleotide messenger RNA. Its product is annotated as retinal homeobox protein Rx1-like. NCBI's taxonomy places the organism in Eukaryota, Metazoa, Chordata, Actinopteri, Acipenseriformes, Polyodontidae. The transcript is spliced from 4 exons. Bases 593 to 1411 code for a protein of 272 amino acids. Gene Ontology annotation, biological process: regulation of transcription by RNA polymerase II. The record is from RefSeq and is a predicted model, not a curated record. Gene Ontology annotation, molecular function: DNA-binding transcription factor activity, RNA polymerase II-specific; RNA polymerase II transcription regulatory region sequence-specific DNA binding.
UUAAAAAGAAUCACAUUCAAGUCAUUUGUUUCCAUAAUGCAUUAUUAGGAUAUAUCUGUAUAAUUCCUGUGCAAGUUUAUAUUGAGCUGAAUGGUAGAUGUAGCCUGAGUUCUUACCAAUGCAAAUAUUCAUAAUUUAGACUUGGGUUGGAUAUAAAUGCUCAUGUCCUUACUGCAAGGAUAGAGGCCUCAUUCAUCAUUAUUGUUUUAAUCUUAAAAGAAAAGGGCACACCCUGCAUAUUUAGCAACAUUUACUAUUGCAUGUUUUGUAUAUUGGAAAACUGUAUUAAGUCGAUUCAAGUCUUGAGUGUUGCUCGGGUCAAUGAACGUGAUGCAUUAGUGUGAAUAUUUGCUCAGAAAUUCAAUCUAGUCUCUCUGAUCAGAUAUAUAUUUUUCAGGUUGAUUGAAGAGUUUCUUUGAAGCUUUUUUUCUUUGACAACCAUGUGAUCCGAGAAGGAGGUACCUGGCAGAGGGAUUGCAGUUCAGGUGUACGAUUCAGAGUCCUGGUGAAGCUUGCUGUUUUUAAAGCUGUCCUCAGUGGAGCUGUCCCUGUUCAGAGUCUGGCCCAGGAUAAAACCUGUUGGACGAGGAGGAUGUUCAGCCAAGGGCAGCUGAUGUCGUCUCUCCCUCCUGGGGUUUUCCAAGCUGCUGCAGCUCGCUUCUACUCCGCUUUCCCUGCUCGCUUGGGCUCAUCGCACAUCUCCAGCCUCUUCUUACCCAGCCCGUUAUUCAGCUAUGAGAUUUUACAAAAUUACCUUCAACCUGAACCCUGCAAACAGGCUCUGAUCCUGGCCACUCAGGCUGCUGGGCUGGCUGGGAUUACAGAACACACAGAUGAAUCCCGUCCGAUGAAACAGAGACGAGCGCGAGCCAAUUACAGCAGCUGGCAACUGGAGGAACUGGAAAAGGCUUUUGAAACGACUCACUACCCAGAUAUCUUUAUGAGAGAGGCACUGGCACUGAGACUGGACCUCAUUGAAGCGAGGGUGCAGGUUUGGUUUCAGAACCGAAGAGCAAAGAUGCGGAGACAGAUGAAACUGCAGGGAAAGACCGUGGAGAAGCCUCCACACAAGGACCCGGAGGGGCCUGCUGACAAGCCCAAUACCAGGACUCAGGACCUGGGCAGCUCUGACAGCGACCACUGGGACGGUAAGCUAGAGAAGCCCAGCUACCCUUGGCCUGGAACUCAGCCUAAAGGAAAGCCAGCCCUGCUCGCUGCCCCCUUCCAGGUAGUGGUCCAGGGGCCAAGUGAACAGGAGAAAGGGCCGAGCACGGAGGAGUUUCGUUCUUGCAGUAUCGCUAAUCUGCGGGCGAAAGCAAGGGAGCACACAGCAGAGAUCCAAAACUCUGCUGCCAAAACAUUACCAGAGCCUGAAACGGAGACUUCCUCAGCAGGAAUGGAGAGUCACUGAUACACACAGGCCUCUCAACUGGCACUUUAUUAUGUGAAAACACUUCUUCAAAUGGACUUGAUGACAAGUGUCAGCUGCAUGAAUGGAUUGAUUUCUGGGGCAGGGUACAGUUAUCGUCAAACAUUAUAUGGAAUUGGUUCUUGUUUGCAUAGACUUGAAUUUGUUUUUGUACAUUUACCUCUGACUUUUUUAUACGUUGUGUGUUACUCUAACCUCUAACUAGUUCUUAGCUUGAUACAUUAAUUGUUACAUACAAUUCAGUGACCAGGGGAAUUGGAAGUAACCACACGGUGGUCUAAAGACAGUGUUUUGGCCAAUGGAUAGGACUGCCUUUUGAAACUGCCAGUAAAAAGCUAGAUUAGGCAGUGUUUUUGUAUGCAGUACAGAACAGCUUUUUUUUUUUUUUUCAAUGAUUAAAGUGUGUCAAUUUCUAAGCAUUAACCCUUUAAAGUACAAGGGUCAUUUGUGUCCCACAAAUAAAAUGAUGCUAACUUUCUUAUUUUUGCAAUGAGGUGCACAGACAAGGUUUAAAAUUGACUGACAGGUUGGAUCUGGUCAUCAACUUUGUCAGUUUCUUGUCAUACAAGAGUAAUGCAUUUUAAGAAUAAACCGUUAGAGCAAUCACUCAAUUCCUUGUGUACCUGAAGGGGUUAAGGUUUCUAAUCCACAUGUAAUGAGAAAAUAUAAAACAAAAGAAAGACAGGAAAUAUAUUUUUACUACGUCAAUAUUAAAUUACACUGUUCUGUAUCUAAAUAUUUCAGUAUUUGUAUUUUUUUAUUCUAAAGUAUGCAUCUUUUUGUGUGGGUGUAACAUUUCAAUUGGGUUUGCACAGGAGAGUAACGCAAAUCAUUUUUAAUGAGAAAAUCUUCUCACAAGUCUGAUGUCUCUAUUGUCCAUUUUCUGAAGAUGCAGAAUAAUGGGAUCAUUUAAAUAUUAAAAAAAAAAAAAAAAACACUCAUGCAUCAUUUAAUUAACUCGCAUGAGGCUCCAUCUUAAAUUGUUGAUGCUCUAGAAAAGAUCCUGGUCAUAUGGUCACAAUAAAUGAAUAUAAAAUAAUGUUUCUUUUCGUUGUGUAACUAGAACCUAUGGUAUUAACAUGAUUUUCUGAUAACUGUCCAACAGGUGGCACCCUAAUCUGAGCACUUUUCUAACAGUGCUUUCCCUAAAGAAAGAGAAGGCUUUUUAAAAUGUAGGUUAAUUCUAUAUAUCAAGAGUAUAUGUCAAGGAUAUUUUGAACAGACAACACUGAAAAACAGACAUUAUUCAAAGUUACUUGUAUAAAAGUUGAAUGGCCACAGUACUUUUAUACUAUGUGUACUAUGUACCAUAGUUUACCCUGGCUUGCCAUGAUUUUUUUUUAAUACACUUUUACUAUACCUCGCAAUUCUUUACAAUGCCUAGCUAUGCUUUACCAUGCCUUUGCUGUACUUUAUCACAUUUUGCAAAG